Molecule: messenger RNA, 1761 nt
Organism: Mangifera indica (mango)
Lineage: Eukaryota; Viridiplantae; Streptophyta; Magnoliopsida; Sapindales; Anacardiaceae
Product: E3 ubiquitin-protein ligase HAKAI homolog
Exons: 4
Coding region: 198-1667 (489 amino acids)
Biological process (GO): regulation of cell adhesion; protein ubiquitination
Molecular function (GO): ubiquitin protein ligase activity
Source: RefSeq, a predicted model, not a curated record
UCCCAGUGAAGUUCUCAUUUACGUCGUCGUUUCUUUUCCACACACACAGGCUUUUUAGUUUCUUCUGCAAUUGAAUUUGAACUCGGUCCCGAGUCUGGCCAUAAUUGCAAGAAAAUCAUAUAUCUUUCGACUACUGCCACAGCCUCGCCGGAUUGGAGCGCAUUGAGUAGGUGGGCAAAAGACUUUUAAGGUGAAGAAUGCUUCAAAUUAGGCUUAAAAAGAUCCCAUCCUCGGAUGGUGGUGGAGCAGUGAAGCCUUUGCCAGUGGAAAAUGUGACAGUUGCAUGUCCAGACCAUCUUGUUCUUGCUAAUCUUCCUGUAGCUAAGGGCAUUGGUGCAGCAACUGCAGCUUCACUUGUCAAGACUGUAGGUCGGAGGUCCAGGCGCCAGCUUGGUGAACGGGUCCAUUUUUGUGUUCAUUGUGAUUUCCCAAUUGCUAUCUAUGGCUUUAUGUCCUUGCAGAAUCCUUGUGAACAUGUCUUCUGUCUCGAUUGCGCCAGGAGUGAUUCAAUGUGCUAUCUAUGUGAUGAACGUAUACAAAAGAUUCAGACAAUCAAGAUGAUGGAGGGCAUCUUCAUCUGUGCAGCCCCUCACUGCCUAAAGUCUUUCCUGAAGAAGACUGAUUUUGAGUCUCAUAUUCAUGAAACCCAUGGCGACCUUCUACAGCCCAAUGCAGAGAAAGAAGAUGGUAAUGAAUCCGAGAGUCUGAGUUCCAAACAACCCACAGUUUCAGAUUCCUCUGUCCGAGCUCCAACGAGGCAAGUCAUUUCUUCUGGUUCCAAUUCCCAGCCUACUGAUCGUGAAGACAAAGCCCGACAGCUGCAGUCUAGAGAGCAACCACCACCAAGGGCUGUCAUGCCACCAAAGCCACCAGUUUUUGGGCAAGUUCAUAAUUACCAAUUAGAGGCCCAACCUGACACUAACCUUCCCCCAGGCUUUGAGAGGCCUGGCCCCCAUAUUCUCUUUAACCAGGGCUUUGACACACAAGGCAUCCCACAACAAGAAUCUAGCCAACAGCAAGGACUGGCAUCAGAAUCCCAAUUUUCUGAAUACCCUCCUGUUCACUCUAUGCAACCACCUAAUUUUGUUGUGCCUGUGAAUUCAAAUCCCUUGAUGACUCCACCAUUUGCCGUUCCUCCUUUCCAAAAUGAAGGAUCUCAACAGUUUUAUGGUGCCUCCUAUGGGAUGCCUAGACCAGACAUAGCACCAGAAAUUGGAUCGGAACAAACAUCAUUAUUGGGUUUCCCAGCAGGUCCGCCCGGGGGAGUAAACUUUCCAGUAAAUUAUCCUCAGCUCUGGAACACUGGUCCCACUGGUAUGCCUUUCGAAGUUCCCUUGGGGGUUCCAGAGGGUUAUGGAAACAUGUCGGAUUCUCAAAGUAAAGCACCAUUUUAUCAAGGCUAUGCUCAAAAUCCAGGUAGUUUACCCAUGAUUCCUCCACCGCUGACAGCCAAUAAGGGGAUGGAAGCUGUGCAGGGUGGUAUCGGAAUGGAUGCCUGGAAUGUCAAGGGUAUAUUGGCACCACCACCACCACCAGGGCCACCGCCACAAUCUCACUUGCCACAACAUAAACAAGGUAAGUACUACUCUGGUGAUAUGGUUCGUGAUGGUCAGGGUUUUGGAUGGCCACAGGAGAGUCGAGAUAGUUAUGCCAAUAGCCAAGACUAGAGAAACUGCCUCUAUCGAUGGGCAUUAUGGCAUGUAAUUUUUUGUCCUGAACUAGUUGUCUUAUUCAGUUAGCCCACUGGGUCAUGUUUCAUUC